CUAAACAUGCCCUCGUAAGAAAGCCGAAUGACCGUUCCAUCGUUUUCUCUCUCUUAUUUUCCUUCUCUCUCUACCCGCCACUCUGAGCCCGAGCAGCCAUUGACGACCCUGCUCCGAGCUUCGGAUCGUCGCUGUAGGCUCUCUCCCCGAGCUCGGAAUUGGCUGUUCGACGAAAUGCUGUUCGUCUGAAGGGGAGAAGGGAGGGAAAAGGAAGGACAAGAGAGGAGGAAGAGAGAUUCCAUUGACUUGAGGAGGGAUGAGGUCUUCUGCAGGAAGCGGGAGAAUCAACAUCGCAGCCAGCGCGCAGAGGCUUGAUGUGGAUAACCGGAUCUCGCUCCGGUACUACUACCGGAUCGCUGAUAAUAUCCUCAAGCAGGCAGAUAUUUUUCGAGAGGAGAAUAAUGUCAUAGAUCUCUACGUAAUGCUUCUGAGAUAUUCAAGCUUAGUCACUGAGACUAUACCCUGCCAUCGGGAUUAUAGAACAUCAUUACCAAUUGCCAAGUCUUCACUAAAAAAGAAAUUAUUGAAUGCAUUGACAGAACUGGAGAAGUUGAAGCCCAUAGUGCAGCAGAAGAUUGAUGAAUUGAACAGGAAGCAUUCAGACCAGAUGAAUGGUACGGUGUACUUUCAUCAGAAUAUUUCUUCAGCUUGGACGCCUGUCAGAAAGCAGACUUUGACGCAUAGUGAUACAAAUAAGGUAUCAAGACCAGCUUUAAGAGGACCUGCAUAUCAGAGUUUAAGAAACCAGCCAUAUUCUCCUGCCAGACCAGUGGAUGAUCAAUUCCGCAGAUUAUCAAUCAAUGUAUUGCGUCCAAAGGAGGAAACUCUUUCACGUCAUUCUAUAUUAGGACCUGAUGGGCUGCAUGGGCGAUGGCAGCCACCCUCAAGUUAUGGAGUCCAGUAUCCGAGCAAUAUAGACUUGACACCAGUUGAAAUGCCAAGAUUACGGCAAGUGCAACCUGUUGAGGAUAAACCUGCAACUAAAGAAGAUUCUAGUAAUUCUGAGAAAGAAGCACCUAGCUUGAAUUUAGUUCCAGUUGUGGAAGAAGUUAGCAAGGUGCCUCGUGCUGAGGAGGAACAUCUUAUGAUCUCCUUCGAUGCAACAGAGAGCACUGUUGAGACAAAGAUAAUUAGACAGCCAUCUCCUCCACCUGUUCUUGCUGAAGUGCAAGACUUAAUUGCACCGGCAUCAGGUCAACUAGCUGAACCACAAAAUGGAAUGGAUAAUCCCCCUCGUGAGGAUUACAUUUGCUCUGAGACUCCGUUGCAGUUGCACAUUUCGACAAAAUUGAUGGAGAACUUCAUGAAGCUGGCAAAAAUUAACACUGAUCGGAACUUGGAAACAUGUGGUGUACUAGCUGGUUCACUUAAAAAUAGAAAAUUCUAUGUCACGGCUCUAAUCAUUCCCAAGCAGGAAUCUACCUCGGAUUCUUGCCAAACCACAAAUGAAGAAGAGAUAUUUGAAGUUCAAGAUAAGCAAUCCCUCUUCCCUCUAGGGUGGAUUCACACGCAUCCUACUCAAUCUUGUUUCAUGUCGUCAAUUGAUCUUCACACCCACUACUCAUAUCAGAUAAUGUUGCCCGAAGCCGUUGCAAUCGUCAUGGCUCCAAGAGACAGUUCAAGGCCUCAUGGCAUUUUCCGCCUUACUACCCCAGGGGGUAUGUCAGUUAUAAGACAGUGCGACCGGCGUGGCUUCCAUCCCCAUGACGAGCCUCCUGAUGGUGGACCCAUUUACAAGUCAUGCCCCGACAUCUACAUGAACCCAAAUCUUAAGUUUGACGUCAUUGAUCUGCGGUGAUAGACAAUUUCAGAUCUCUGCAAGCUGCUGAUUAUUUGCCUGAGAAUUGUCGAUACGCACCCUCUCGCGUGCAAUUGUGGGCUUCUGAUUUUAUGUGGGCCCUAUACGUUGGUAAAUGCGUGUAACUGUAUAGUGGACGUGGGCGAACCUUCCGCCUGUAUAUUUUGUUGCGCAUUGCACCGAUAUCAACUGUUUUGGUAUUUCUUUAAUGUAUAGUGAGCAUUUCAGAAAUCCAAGCUACCUUGACUAGCUAACUACUCAGCAGUGUUUCUUUACGCUGCAUAUCGUUAUCUGCUAAUUUUGCUUCGGUUGGUCUUGAUUUGAUAAUGCCAACUCAAAUCGGUUGCUUUGCCA
This is a messenger RNA of Punica granatum (pomegranate), 2152 nucleotides long. The record is from RefSeq and is a predicted model, not a curated record. Lineage: Eukaryota; Viridiplantae; Streptophyta; Magnoliopsida; Myrtales; Lythraceae.